This is a messenger RNA of Aedes albopictus (Asian tiger mosquito), 1449 nucleotides long. RefSeq names its product ubiquitin-conjugating enzyme E2-22 kDa (gene Ubc4). Gene Ontology annotation, cellular component: nucleus. The record is from RefSeq and is a predicted model, not a curated record. Gene Ontology annotation, molecular function: protein binding; ubiquitin conjugating enzyme activity. Lineage: Eukaryota; Metazoa; Arthropoda; Insecta; Diptera; Culicidae. Bases 521 to 1120 code for a protein of 199 amino acids. Gene Ontology annotation, biological process: protein polyubiquitination; proteasome-mediated ubiquitin-dependent protein catabolic process. The transcript is spliced from 3 exons.
ACGGCUAAGACCGAUAACGGUCCAUCUCGCCCAGACGACGUGCUUUGCUUUGCAACUUUAAAUCGUGUGCACACAGAUUGCAUACAUGUGUGCGUGCAUGAAAAUUAGCAACAAAAAAUAAGAACAACGCUCGCCAAAAAGGAAAAAGUCAAAAUUUCAAGACCUUUCGCAAAGACGUUUUGUUCGGUUUCGGUGGUGCAAAAAAUCAAAAACACUGCGUUUUUUGUUUGCGGGAUAAAGUACAGAAAACGACCGAGUGAUUCGAUCGAAAUCGCUUGCAGGAGGUGAAUCGUUGUAAAGAGUGUGUCGCGAGUAGAAGAAGCAGUUCCCGCAGCAGAGAAAAACAAAGCCCCCAAGCUUCUGUUUGUGCGAUUUCAUUCCGCUGGUGGUAAGGAUCUGCCCCCGUCAUCCAUAACAGAAGAAAAGGAAAAUCUCGAAGGAACGUCUCCGUAAAGCCGGGGCACUUGGUAGCAGCAGUUUGUUGUUUGGACGGUGACAGGCGAAAGGAAGCGGAGGCAAAAUGGCGAAUAUGGCAGUAUCCCGUAUUAAACGGGAGUUCAAGGAGGUUCUGAAAAGCGAAGAAAUUGUCCAAUGUUCGAUCAAGCUAGACAUAGUCAACGACAACUUUACAGAAUUACGCGGCGAAAUCGCCGGACCUCCGGACACUCCUUACGAGGGAGGCAAGUUCCUGCUUGAAAUCAAGGUGCCCGAAACGUACCCUUUCAAUCCACCGAAGGUUAAAUUCAUCACAAAAAUAUGGCAUCCAAACAUUUCCUCCGUGACUGGAGCCAUCUGUCUAGACAUUCUGAAAGACAACUGGGCCGCUGCUAUGACACUGCGAACGGUUCUACUGUCUCUGCAAGCGCUGCUGGCAGCGGCCGAGCCGGACGAUCCCCAGGACGCCAUAGUGGCCACCCAGUACAAAGACAACCAUGAGAUGUUCAUCCUGACGGCCAAGCACUGGACCAACGUGUACGCCGGGGGACCUUGCCGCAAUCCGGACUUCGACCAGAAGGUGCAACGAUUGCGCGACAUGGGAGUGGCCGAUUACGAAGCUCGGGCCGCCCUGUCGCGGCACAAUUGGCACCUGGAACGUGCAUCCGAGCAGUUGUUUAGUUAGUUUUAUCAAAAAAUUCUUUGGAAUGCUCUAAUUCUUAUUCCUGUCGUCGGUUCUAUCAUUGGAUUGUUUUUCGGUUUUCUGUGUAAAAUUCUUGUGAAAUUAUUGAGAUAUUCUGCUUACAUUGCAAAGCAAGGCAGUCAAAUGUUGUACUAUUGUCACCUGUUUCGAAAUGCGUAAAAUAUAAGAAAGAUAUUUGAUAUACUAAUAAUUUCACGAAGAACAUAAAAGACAAGCACGUAACAUUAAUACACUAAGGAGCUUGCUGCUGCAGAGGGAGGAAGGUGAUAUCUUUUAAAUAAAUAGAAAACCAUUAAUGAUUACGCUACCUA